AUGGGAGAAGACACAGGCAGCAGUAGUACCCAAACGAAUGCCACGCAGCAGCAGCAGCAGCAGCAGCAGCAGCUGCUGCUGCUGCUGCUGCUGCAUAGCACUAGCUGCAGCCGCAGCUCAGUUUCUUGCAGGCCCAGCGGCAGCAGCAGCGCAGCGCCGCAGAGCAGCAGCAGCAGCAGCAGCGCCGUGGACAGCGAGCAGCAGCAGCAGCAGCAGCAGCAGCCAACCCCGCAGCGUCUCCAGAGCCAAGCGCCCCCCCGCAGCGCCUCCGCCCCCACGAGCCCCCGCCGCAGCAGCCGCAGCCCCACCAGCAGCAGCAGCAGCAGCAGCAGCAGCAGCAGCAGCAGCAGCAAGAAGCUGCCCAGCCGUGGGGCAGACUAUGUGCUGGACAGCGUCUUCUUAGGGCCCAUUCAGAUAGGGGCCCUCGCUUUUGAAUUUGCUGUCAAUCCCCCAGACUUCACGCAGAUGGACAGAGGCAGCGUGGAGGGCAUGCAGGCGGUGCUGGUGUGCGGCGGCAUGCAGGCGGUGCUGGUCUGCGGGCUGUACGAGGGCCGGGAGUUCAUUCGCAUUGGCUAUUAUUUGAACAAUGCUUACAGGUCUUUUUGA
Molecule: messenger RNA, 606 nt
Organism: Eimeria necatrix
Lineage: Eukaryota; Apicomplexa; Conoidasida; Eucoccidiorida; Eimeriidae
Product: anti-silencing protein 1, putative
Exons: 3
Coding region: 1-606 (201 amino acids)
Biological process (GO): DNA replication-dependent chromatin assembly
Cellular component (GO): nucleus
Molecular function (GO): histone binding
Source: RefSeq, a predicted model, not a curated record